AUGUCUUUGGAACCCACAGCCAAAGUGGUGGUGCAGACCACAAAAGGCGAAAUCCACAUGGAGAUCUUUGCCAAAGAAACCGCCACAUUCCUGAAACCCUUCCUACAAAACUGUCUAGAUAACAAGUACAAGGGCAUCCCGUUCGGUAAGGUGCUUCCGUAUCUAGUACAGACAGACGGCAAUGGCGAAGGUACAAAGUUCAAAAAGCGGUAUCAUCUGAGACUCAAGUUCAGCAUGAAGGGCUGUGUUGGUUUGGUGAACUCUGCAGACUCGAAAAGUGCCUCUGUGGAUGGCUUCUUCAUCACCUCCAAAGAGGCUCCAGAGCUCAAUGAACACUUUGUGAUGAUUGGACGAGUCAUUGGCGACUCCAUCUAUAACGUGAUCAAGAUGUCACAAAAUGAUAUGAAAGAAGACGGUGAAACGCCGGUGCAUCCUGUUGUGAUUGAGGAGACGAGGGUAAUCGAGAAGUACUUUGAUGAUAUCGAGGCUUCCAAGAAGGAGGAGGCUGCUGAGCCUAAAAAGAAGAAGAGAAAGGCUGUCAAGCUAGAUUAUGGCGAGGACGAAGAGGACACUGGCUUCAAGAUGCGUUCAGCACAUGAGACAUUGGACGAUAAGCGUUUGGGUAAGGGGAAGCAGGACAGUGGAAAGCCGGACAAUAAUGAGGAAGAGAAGGAGGAGGCGGAGGGAAAAAAGGAAGAGGCUAAAGGAGAAGUGAGGCAUGAGAAUGGAGAGAAUAGGGUUAACGGCCUGAAAGAGGUCGACCAAGUUGAAGGCAAUAAAGAGAACCACGAGGAAAUACGAAAACCUUCAACUGAUGUUUCACGCAAGUCGGACCUGCCCAAGCUGGAUAUCGUCAACAUCGAGCUUGCAACCAGAAAAGCAGAGUCCGGUGUGCCUCCUGCUAAGCCAGAAAGGGACCCUGACAUUGAUCCUCCGUACGACUCUGAUCUUGAUCUUCCAGACGACACGAUAGAAUACGAAGAUCUCUGCAAGCAUAAGUUUAUGUGCUGA
Molecule: messenger RNA, 1011 nt
Organism: Candidozyma duobushaemuli
Lineage: Eukaryota; Fungi; Ascomycota; Pichiomycetes; Serinales; Metschnikowiaceae
Product: putative peptidylprolyl isomerase
Exons: 1
Coding region: 1-1011 (336 amino acids)
Biological process (GO): protein peptidyl-prolyl isomerization
Cellular component (GO): catalytic step 2 spliceosome
Molecular function (GO): peptidyl-prolyl cis-trans isomerase activity
Source: RefSeq, a predicted model, not a curated record